Varanus komodoensis (Komodo dragon) is the source of this 1047-nucleotide messenger RNA. Its product is annotated as trans-1,2-dihydrobenzene-1,2-diol dehydrogenase-like. Gene Ontology annotation, biological process: D-xylose catabolic process. The record is from RefSeq and is a predicted model, not a curated record. NCBI's taxonomy places the organism in Eukaryota, Metazoa, Chordata, Lepidosauria, Squamata, Varanidae. The transcript has 7 exons. Bases 10 to 1047 code for a protein of 345 amino acids. Gene Ontology annotation, molecular function: D-xylose 1-dehydrogenase (NADP+) activity; nucleotide binding.
AACUCCUCCAUGGCCCUCCGCUGGGGGAUCUGCUCUGCCGGCAAGAUCAGCCAUGAUUUCCUGGUGGCUCUGAAGACUCUGCCUUUGGCUGACCACAAGGUCGUAGCCAUUGCAUCUCGUGAUGUCAAGCGUGCCCAAGAAUACGCCAAGAAGCAUGGGAUCUGCAGGGCAUAUGGAUCUUACGAGGAACUGGCACAUGACCCUGAUGUAGAUGUGGUCUACGUGGGGGUGAUCCAUACCCAGCACUGCGCCCUCACCCUCAUGUUCCUCCGGGCAAAGAAGAACGUUCUGUGUGAGAAACCCUUGGCCAUGAAUGCAGCUGAAGUCCGGUGCAUGAUCCAAGCUGCCCGGGAAAAUGAUGUCUUUCUCAUGGAGGGUUUCUGGACUAGAUUCUUUCCUGUAUCAGAGCAGAUCCGCACCGUUUUGCAACAGAAAUCUCUCGGAGACUUAAAGGUGCUCAAAGCUCAGCUGGGUUUUAAAAUGGACGACAUCCCGAGGAUAGUGGAUAAGAAGAUGGGUGGAGGCGUCAUUCUGGACUUGGCCUGUUACUGCAUCCAGUUUGCUUCUAUGGUGUUUGGGGCGGAAAAACCACAAAGCAUCGUGGCCUCGGCGCUGCUACAUCACACAGGAGUGGAUGAAACGACCACCAUCAUCCUCAACUACUCAGGGAACCGGCAGGCCGUGCUGAAUUGCACCAUGAUGAUCAACUUACCAGGAGAGGCACUGAUUGGGGGAACGGAAGGCAUUAUUAAGAUCCCUGACCACAUGAACAGCCCCACAGUCAUGUUCCUGAAAGGCAACCAGUGGGAGUGGCCCCUGCCGCCCUCUCCCGAGCCGCUCUUCUUCGCGCACGACAUCGGGCUGCGAUAUGAAGCGGAGCACAUCCGCCACUGCCUGAGCAAGGGUUUGAAAGAAAGCCCCAUCAUGCCAUUGUGCGAGAGCGAAAUGAUCGUCACCAUCAUGGAUGAGGCACGGAAGCAAGUGGGGGUCAUCUAUGAGCAAGACCAGGCUGUACUGGACAAGCAGUGUGGCAGGACCUGCCAAUAA